Molecule: messenger RNA, 645 nt
Organism: Lasiodiplodia theobromae
Lineage: Eukaryota; Fungi; Ascomycota; Dothideomycetes; Botryosphaeriales; Botryosphaeriaceae
Product: Disease resistance protein
Exons: 3
Coding region: 1-645 (214 amino acids)
Source: RefSeq, a predicted model, not a curated record
AUGGGCGACCACACAGCCUUCUUCUACGGCACCCUCAUGGUCCCCAAAGUCCUCUACCGCGUCAUCUACGGCACUUCCACGCCGGAACCCUGGCAAACCGCCUCUCUCUCCUCCUCACCACCGCGCCCGGCCCUGCUCCCCGCGCACCAGCGCCGCAAGGUCCGCCACGCCGACUACCCGGGCGUGAUCCCACUCCCCUCCGACCCGGCCUCCAGCGUGCGCGGCACCCUCGUCACCGGCCUGACCGACGCCGACAUGUACCGGCUCGACCUGUUCGAGGGCGACGAGUACGAGCGGCGGCGCGUGCGCGUGCGGGUCAUCGCUGGCGCCAAGGUGGACGCUGCGGGUCUGCCUGAAGGCGGGGAGGCGGAGGGGGAGGAGGUCGAGGCCGAGACGUACAUCUGGACGGCCGGGGAGCAGGCGCUGGAGGAUGAUGAGUGGGAUUUCGACGAGUUUGUGCGCGAGAAGCUGCGGUUCUGGGUGGGCGAGGGAGCGGAUCAUGAGUAUACAGAAGUCGACAAAGCCAUUGCUGCGGAAAGCAAUGGCGUAGACGGGACCGGCGGGAGAGGAACCAACGGCGCUAUCGGCAAAGCCUUAGAUGAAGACCACAAGGCAGCCAAGGAUGCAUUGAAGAACGCUGUGUAG